Chrysoperla carnea is the source of this 4397-nucleotide messenger RNA. Its product is annotated as tyrosine-protein phosphatase non-receptor type 13-like. The record is from RefSeq and is a predicted model, not a curated record. Gene Ontology annotation, cellular component: cytoskeleton. NCBI's taxonomy places the organism in Eukaryota, Metazoa, Arthropoda, Insecta, Neuroptera, Chrysopidae. Gene Ontology annotation, molecular function: protein binding. The transcript has 15 exons. Bases 224 to 4270 code for a protein of 1348 amino acids.
UUAUACAAAGUUCAUGAAACAGUUUUGUUAACUUAUACUAAUUUACUAAUAUUUUUCAAAUAUGUUAGUUUUCUUUAAAAUAAAAAACUUAAAAAAAACUUUUAACACAUUGCGUUGUUAACUGAACAGUAAAUACACAAUCAACAGUGUUUUGUUUUGAAAGUUGGAACAGGUGGCGUGGUUUUGAAAUCCUGAAAGGACAAUCAAGGGCAUUACGGAAGAAAUGCAGACUCCAUCAUCACCGUCAACAUCAACAAUAACAUUACCACCGAAUUCAAUAUUAUAUGGUGGUGAAAAGAAUAAAGGAGCUGUCAGUCUUGCUGAUUUACUUGAGCGCCGUACACACGGUCUGACAGAACCAGAAACUUGGGCUUUAUUAUGUCAAGCUGUUCAAGCAUUACAAGACUUGUUUCUCUCUGACAGUUGUAGUGUGGGACGAUGUGUUCCAUUAGUUACACCCGGUUCAUUCUUAGUUACGCCCCGCGGUCGUGUAUCAUUGCCAACAUCACGUCGUUUAACUGCAACACCUCCACAAACAGCAUAUUUGGCACCAGAAUAUCGUCCUGGGAAAAAUUUCACCGACACCGAAUCAGAAAAGAUGUGGAUUUUUUCAUUAGGUGAAACCCUUACACGCACUGCUUUAACAAAUCAUUGUGCUGUUACACAUCUAACACCAGCAUUAUGUCGUGCUUUGUCGGCGAUGACCAGACGCAAUCCCACUCAUCGUGCAAACCUCAUGUGUUUAUUAGAUGUAAUAUCCGAUUAUUGUAAAAGUCGCACACAAACCAAACCAUUCUCCCAUAUUGUAAUGGACCUUCAUCGUGAAGUUAUGGAUCGAGGUGCAGUUGUAGUUUGCCACCAAUCACCACCUACAAUGCCUAAUACAUCAUCAUACAUGUAUCCUCAAUACCAUCAUCAACCAGUUUCACCAACUUCCUCAACGUCACAAACUUCCUCAAAGUCAUUCAGACCAUCAUCAGGUGUUAUAGUGACAAGUGGAGGAUGGGGUACACAUUGUGGUGGUGUUGGUCCAGGAAUGGCAGGAACAUUACCACGUCAACACUCAUCGUCAACGUUAAACAAAACUCCAACACGAUCGACUCGACAAAAUUAUAAUGAAGACUAUUUAACAUCACAUCAUGAUAUUCUAGUACAACAGCAACGAAAUGAAAGGCCUAGAUCAUUAUAUAAUAAUAAUAAUUCAACAAAUUCAUUACCGUACAAUGACAAUAUAACGCCUAAUUUAAAUAUUAAUAAGAAUGUGUUAACAGAACAUAAUCAACGAAAACCAUCACAAUCUGAUACAAAUAUUGUAAAGAAACGUCGUAAUCCAAUACAACGUGCUGCAUCACGAUUAUAUAAAGCUUGUGAUGGACCAUCGACUGUACGGCGUAAUAAGAAAAAUUUUAAUGAUUGCAUUGGACCUGAAUUUGUUGUACGUGCCAGUUUACCAACAAAACAAUUAACUGUUGGUGAUUGUAAGCCAUCACUACAACGAAAUAUUACUGUAAUUUUAUUAAAUGGACAAAAAUUAAAUGUCAUAUGUGACCCAAAUACCACAACUGCCGGUGAAAUAUUUCAGGUUGUAAUACAAUCAGAAAAUUUAAAAGAAAACUUCAUGCUGGGACUAUCAGCAUUAAUGUCAGGUGAUUUUAUAUUUCUACCCUCCGAUACACGUGUAUGUAAAGUUGCUACGUUUAAUAAUAAUCAAGCGUGGUCAAUUUUAACAUUAUUCCUUCGGGUAAGGCUGUUUUUACCAAGUUUACGUGGUCUACGUGGGUAUGAAGCAAGACAUGCAUUAUAUUUACAAUUACGACGAAGUAUUUUGGAGCAACAGUUAGCCUGCAAUUUAAAAACAUUAAUUACCAUUGGUGGAUUAGCACUACAAGCAGAAUUCGGCGAUUUUAAAGAAAAAGAACACGGUACAACAGAUUAUUUUUUAUUGGAACACUAUGUUCCCGAGUCAAUGUUAAAUGAAUCGUCAUCGAUUACACUCAAAGAAUUAUUAAUUCAGGCACAUAAAGAUCGAGUGGGUUGUGACAGAGAUCGUGCAGAACAAGAGUUUAUACAACAUGCACAAGCAUUACCACAUUAUGGAGGACAUUUCUAUGCAGCAACUUGGGUAACAACAAAAGAAACACAAUGUAAUAGUAAUGUAUGGUUGUGCGUGACAGCACGUGGAAUAUCAUUAUACGAGCGUACAUCCACAAGUCCAUUAACUUCAUCAAAUAUAUCACCAUGUCAAGCAUUUGAAUGGAGAUCUAUACAAACAUUAUGCUAUAGCAAACAAUUCCUUUGUAUAUUACCACAUUCAGGUGGCAAACAUUCAAGACCUACAAAAUGUAAAUUGAAAAUGGAUCAUAAAAAAAGCUAUUUUACAUUUCGUUUAGCCUCAUUACAUCAUCAAUUUUUCUUACGAUUACGCACCGAAUACAGCUCUUUACAAACUCUGGCCCAAGAAUUUGGUGUACCGUUAAAAGAUGUUAAAAAUGAGACGAAUGCAUUAUGCAAAAUGAAUCCAAUAGCAUCAAAUAAUGAGGAAACACAAUUUAAAAUAUCGUUCCGUACAUCAAGUGUUUCUAGUCAUGGAAGUAGUAGCAAUUCAUCAUCUAAUCAUAAUUCUAAGCAACAGAAAUGCCGACGAUCAAAAAGUGCCACCGAAAUACGUGUACUUAAUGAUAAUAUGCAAUUAGAGGAAUAUCAAAAUAAAGAGAAUGAAAAUCCUCAAAAUAAACAAAGCUUCGGUAGUUUAACACGAGAUGUUAAAAAGGCAUUAAUAUUAGAUAGUAGUCUGUUAUCUGGACUACCAAAUGUUCCAUUGUUUAGUCGUGAACGUAGACAUGGAGUUCUAAUGGGUACUCGCGCGAUUGGAUCAUCGUGUACAUUUCAACCAAGUGAUUUAAAUCAAGUAGUUGCAAUAUCAGACGGGUCAGAUAUAAUGUCUUUGCAUUCUAGUUCACAAGGUGAAUCUUUAACGCAUUAUGGGUCAGAAGGACAAGUGUCUAGUGAAGCCUUUGUUUUAAAUUCGACACUAAGGGCAUCUGACGAAAAAUUUCUUCCCGAUUUUCAUGAAACUAUUAGUGAUUCAUUAAUGGAAAAAUUUGAUAAAUUAUCUUUUGUUGAAGAACGUAUUCUACGAUCGGUUACACUUAUUCGUGAUAAUGUUGGUAGUUUAGGAUUACAAAUUACCGAAGGAUCCGAUGGUAAUGUUUAUGUACAAUCAGUAAUUACAAAUGGACCAGCAGAUAAAUCCAAAUCAAUAUUUAAAGGUGAUCAAAUUGUUGCUGUUGAUGGGCAAUCUUUAUUGAAUUUAUGUUAUGAGGAUGCUUUGAAUUUAUUAAAACAUACAGGAAAAUCUGUAGACUUUGUUUUAUCUCAAUUAUCGAUGAAUGAUGAUCGCCAUCGUUUAGAAAACAAGAACAAAUCAAAAGCAAAUCGUAAUUUAUAUAAAUCAUGUCUGCAAUUAAACAAUCCCACGUUUGAGCGUCCCAAAGCGUCUUUUUUUAAUUCGUGUGCAGAUAUUUCAAAUUUAUCGCCAAAUAAUUCAUUUUUGUCUGCGUCUACAUUCCUGCAAAACGAUACAGUCAUUGAACGUAAUGUUGAUGUAUCAGCCAUAAAUUACGUUGAUUUUUCUGAAACAAGUUUUUAUAAUCCAACAAAAAUCUUACAUCAUCCAACAAGCAUUUGUGGUCAUAAGGAAUCCUCAUACAAUUACCCAAUUGAAAAAAAUUAUUUAAAACACAUACGUUAUGAAACGGCUGCAGAAAUCGAUGGAAUUUAUGGAAACAAUAAUAUACUUUCAUCACGAAUGAAUAAAUCACCAGUGUGUAAUCCACGUAUUUCAAAAUCUUGCGGUACGUUAAAUGAUCCAAAAAUGUUUUUACAUGAUAUUUAUUCAGAUGAUAUACCUAAAUCGCCACAUGAAAUGCAAAAUAUCGAACCAGCUGUUAGUAAGACAGUACCAAAAAUGUCGAAAAGUAUUGAAAAAUUUUUAUAUCAAAACGAUUCAGCCAAAUCAAUAUGUGUAGAUGAUACCAUAUCAUCUGAGGAAGAUUUAAUUGACGAAGUUGGCGGAAAUAAUGCUGAUGUUGUUGCGAAACAAGUAGCAUUACCUCGAAGUUUAGGUUUAAGUCGAAAAUGGAAGGGACCAGUACGCUAUCCAGUUACACCCAUUCGAUAUUCAGCAAGUCGAGUGGCAUCGAUUGGAAUUGAAGGUGGUGAUACUUCAACGUAUUUCGUAACGUCAGAUGAUGAGCAAGUAUUUAUUUAAAAGAAACCAUGGCUCUUUUAACUGUGCCUCCAAAACCACCUGCCCGUAAUAAACGUCGAUCACGCUCAUCGGAACCAAAAUCAUCGGUCACGUCAAAUAAAGAUGACGCCGAUUUUCAAUCUAUCAU